Molecule: messenger RNA, 2162 nt
Organism: Crotalus tigris (Tiger rattlesnake)
Lineage: Eukaryota; Metazoa; Chordata; Lepidosauria; Squamata; Viperidae
Gene: RIC3
Product: RIC3 acetylcholine receptor chaperone
Exons: 6
Coding region: 68-1261 (397 amino acids)
Biological process (GO): synaptic transmission, cholinergic; protein localization to cell surface
Cellular component (GO): intracellular membrane-bounded organelle; neuronal cell body; neuron projection
Source: RefSeq, a predicted model, not a curated record
GUGACGCUAAGGGGAAAUAGGCCGGGUUGAUUCUGUUUCCGGUUGUGGCGGGUGCGAAGUUGUUGCCAUGGCGUAUUCUACGCUCCGGAAAGUGGCUUUGGCUUCUUGCUUAGUGUUAUGCGUAUCGCUGCUCCUACCGAAGUUUUUCCGUUCGCGGGGCUGGAGGCAGCCGGAGCCCUCCACUGUCACCCCGUCCACCGCCACGCCCGAGGGAAAAAGCAGUAGCUACUUUCCUCCAACAGCACGUCCCCAGAUGUCUCCAGAGGUCAGACCACCUGCUUCCCAGUUUCCAAGAUCUCACCUUGCUGAGGCUAUUGCCAAAGCCAAGGGUGGAGGCGGCGGAGGAGGUGGAGGCAGUGGUACUGGGAGAGGUCUUGUGGGACAGGUCAUCCCAAUAUAUGGAUUUGGGAUCCUGUUAUACAUCCUAUAUAUUCUGUUUAAGCUUUCCUCUAAAGGGAUGAUCUCAACAGCCGAGCAUAAAUACCUUCCUUCAACACCUGGAAAUAAAAACCGGAAGAUCACUGACUAUGAACUUGCUCAGCUUCAAGAUAAACUGAGAGAGACCGAACAAGCCAUGGAAAAAAUAAUCAACAGAGUGGGACCCAACUGUGAAAGCAGGUCCCCAAAUGUCACAACUGAUCAGGAGAAAAGACUUCUUCAACAACUCCGGGAAAUUACUAAAGUCAUGAAAGAAGGCAAACUCAUUGACAGCAUCUCCCCAGAGAAAGAAGCAGAAGAGGCUCCUUAUAUGCAAGACUGGGAAGGUUAUCCAGAAGAGACCUUUCCUGUUUAUGAUAAUUCUGAUUGCUUCAAGCACAGACAGGACACGAUUCUGGUAGAUUUCCCAGAUCCAAGCCAGCCUUCUGCUGAAGAGAUAGCUGAGCGAAUGGAGUUUCUGGACAAUGAGGACUGUUUACAUAGUGAAACUCUUUUGUCUGCUCUUGCCAUAGUGAACAAUGGCUCUGCAGCAGGAUCUGAGAAGAACCAGCAGACCACGUUCGGUGCUCAGAAUGGGACUGGCCAUAACUUUGAGGAGUGCUACUGUGGCCACUAUGAAGAGGAUGAUCCUGCUGUUCUAGCAGAAAAUGCAGGAUUCUUCUCUGAUAGCUGCAGCGAAACAGAAGAGGUAGUCAAAGGGGAGCUGUCAGUGGACUGCGAUUAUGGAAAUAUUGUAUCCACAGAGCAAAAGGAUGAGAAUCCUGAUGAAAUUGGUAUCCUAAGAAAGCGAAACACAAAAGUCACCGAGUUACUAGGACACUGAGGAUUGUGUACAAACGGGUCACUUGCACAGAUUGUGAUUUUUGCUUUUAGGACCAAGCUUAACUUCUCUGUUGUGUGCCCCAUUGAAAUCUUGCAACAGUGUUCAUUGUCUCCCUUGCUAUGGCCUCCAAAGAUUUUGAAAACAAAAUAAUUUUACAUAGUUUUUUCCUAUGCACUUUUCAUCAGCUUUUGCCUUCAAGAGUGCAGCUUAGAUUACUGCAUUACCUAGUCCUGUAAAAAGUGCAAAAAGUAAUCCAAGAAAAAAAUGUUCUUAUUUUUCUCAGUGUAUUUAUGUAUUAAGAGCAAAACUUGUCCUACAUAAACUGAUGUGGUUCAUUUUUAGUAACAUACAAGGGCAGCAAACGAUCAAUACAAUUUAAUCAUUAUAUAAGAAGUACAGUUUAGAUAGAUUUCUUUGUUCAUUUUGCUAAGAGAUAAAACCUUUCAUAUCUUAAAAAUGAAGAAAUUACAGCAUGCAAAAGAUAUUUCAUAGGCCGUUCAGUCGAUGUAGUGGUUUGAUUCAAAUUUCCAAGCUGAAUCUCUGAAGGGAUGUGAAAUAUCAGAUUUAAAUGGACGUUAAAAGACUGUCCAGUGAUCUGGAUUUGAAUAAGAAGAGAUUUGUUGGAUCACACAAGAGUAUGACACCUUCCUGUGAUUCAUUAAAAUGGCCUCAUUUUUAUAGGAUUGUGCAGCUGCUGCAUGGAAACCUGUGCUGCAAUCAUGCAAUCCUGAGAACAAAUGCGAUUGCUUCCUAAAUGAGUUUACAAACCGACACUGAGUUUGCAUUCAGGCACCUGUGGAUUCAAAAACAUGACUUGUGGGUCAAAUUUGAAGUGUUGCACAUCGAUAUUGGAUACUUGUGAAUCAAUCUGGAAAGAAUAAAUCCUAAUUUGGAAAUUUGA